GUGUCACUCAGUGUCACUGUGCUUGUGUGGUAUUGUGUUUGACAUUUCACUAAUGCACUAGUGCUUUUAUUUCACUGUUAACAAAUGCAAUAAAUUGAAUUUCAACGAUCCAAAGUACACAACAACUACAAAAAUAUUAUUGAAUAAAUCAUGCUUGUUUUAGUAUUGGGAGAUUUACACAUUCCACAUAGAUGUAGUAGCCUUCCAAGUAAAUUUAAGAAAUUAUUGGUGCCUGGUCGAAUACAGCAUAUUUUAUGCACAGGCAAUCUCUGUACAAAAGAAUCAUACGAUUAUUUGAAAACAUUGGCUAGUGAUGUACAUGUUGUUAGAGGAGAUUUUGAUGAGAACUUAAAUUAUCCAGAACAAAAAGUUGUUACUGUUGGUCAAUUUAGAAUAGGAUUAUCACAUGGACAUCAAGUUGUACCUUGGGGAGAUCCAGAAUCGCUAGCCUUAAUUCAAAGACAAUUAGAUGUUGAUAUUUUAAUAUCAGGUCAUACACACAAAUUUGAGGCAUACGAACAUGAAAAUAAAUUUUAUAUUAAUCCUGGCUCAGCAACAGGCGCAUAUAAUCCUCUUGAUACAUCAGUCAUCCCAUCUUUUGUUCUAAUGGAUAUUCAAAGUUCAACAGUUGUAACUUAUGUAUAUCAACUUGUUGAUGAUGCAGUAAAAGUUGAUAGAAUUGAAUAUAAAAAAAGUUAAAAUUGUAUAAAUUAUACAAAAUUAUCAUGUAUAUGUUCUGCAUGAUAUGCUACAUUUAUUUGAUACGUAUAAAAUUUAAUACUAUUCUACAUAUGAUUCAUAUAAAGUCUCAGGUGCAUUUCAAUUAGCAUUAGCACUUACACAAGAAUUCGAAUUGUAUGAUACAUU
Hylaeus anthracinus is the source of this 867-nucleotide messenger RNA. It is a transcript of the gene Vps29, whose product is annotated as vacuolar protein sorting-associated protein 29. The record is from RefSeq and is a predicted model, not a curated record. Lineage: Eukaryota; Metazoa; Arthropoda; Insecta; Hymenoptera; Colletidae. Gene Ontology annotation, biological process: intracellular protein transport; retrograde transport, endosome to Golgi. The transcript is spliced from 4 exons. Gene Ontology annotation, cellular component: retromer complex; endosome. Bases 151 to 699 code for a protein of 182 amino acids.